Tachysurus fulvidraco (yellow catfish) is the source of this 817-nucleotide messenger RNA. Its product is annotated as plasmolipin. Bases 230 to 766 code for a protein of 178 amino acids. The transcript is spliced from 4 exons. NCBI's taxonomy places the organism in Eukaryota, Metazoa, Chordata, Actinopteri, Siluriformes, Bagridae. The record is from RefSeq and is a predicted model, not a curated record. Gene Ontology annotation, cellular component: membrane. Gene Ontology annotation, molecular function: structural constituent of myelin sheath. Gene Ontology annotation, biological process: myelination.
AGAGAGAGAGAGAGAGAGAGAGAGAGAGAGAGAGAGAGAGAGAGAGAGAGAGAGAGAGAGCAGGUAUCAUAAAGCACCUGUCUGUUCGGAUAGUGUUACUAGGAGGAUCCUUCACUGGCUGGAUCUGUGAAAAUUGCUUUGUUUGUUUCAUCGACUUCUAACUUUCCUUUGACCCAAAAAAGGUAACAUUACCUAGUGCAUAAGUCCUCCGCUUUUGGAAUAUAUUGGAAUGGCAGAUUUUCCUGGGAAGGUGAACACUCAGACAAGCUCUUCUCAGUUUCAGACAGCAAGUCCCGUGCAAGUCAUGAACAUAUCUUUUGACUUGAACUUCAUUAAAAGUGUACAAGGGGUUCUUCUUCUGGUGGAGAUUAUUUUUGGCCUGCUGGUGUGGGCCCUUAUCUCCAGUGCUGAGUAUUGGCAUGUGGCCGCCUUAGGCUGGGUGUUGUUUGUGAGCAUAACGCUGUGGAUCCUCAGCACUGUGCUCUACAUCAUGCUUAUCUUGAGUAUGAGGCAAAAAUUGUCCUCCAUACCCUGGCCUCUAGCGCUGCUGGUGUUUUAUGGGGUUGCGAGCAUCCUGUACCUCACGGCCUUCCUGGCAAACGCAGUUUCAGUCAGUCACUUUGGAGGAUAUAACUUUAAUCACAUGGCAGCGUCUGCGUCUUUUGCCAGUUUUGUGAUGGGGAUUUACAUUGGCAGCACCAUUCAUGCUUUCAUAGAGUGGAAGGGUGAUGGAGGAAAUGCAGCUAUGGCUACUGUUCCUGUGUAGCCACUGAGCCUGUGCUCUGACAAGGAGCUCUUACAGAUGUGACAAAUUCUU